CUGUGGUAACGCCGGAAGUGGCGGCUCUGUCAAGUUGUGGCGAUUGCAGUCGAUCGGGAGAGCGGUUUAUGUUCGGGUUUUUACCAGUGGGCAGGGCCCCGAGAUCUGAUGUGAUUUAACCAGAAAGACCCUAAUUACUGUUUGGAAACAGGAUGGCAAAAGAUGCUGCAAAACUGAGCCUUCGACGAUUGGAACCAGCAAUCCAGAAAUUUGUUAAGGUUGCAAUCCCAACUGAUUUGGAACGGCUCCAAAAGCACCAGAUAAAUAUUGAGAAGUAUCAGCGAUGGAGUCAAUGGGACAAGCUGCACCAGGAGCACAUCAAUGCAAGCCGUACUGUGCAGCAGCUACGAGCUAACAUGAGAGAAAUGGAAACAUUAUGUCUUCGGGUAAGAGAUGAAGAUUCACAAGCUUUAGAGAAAAUAAUAAACCCUGUACAGCAGCAUGCAGCAGCAGCUGUGCUGGAGUUCCUGAAACUCCAUUCAGAGAUUCUAGAGGAGUCAAGUGGACACUGUAGCAUGAAUAAUACACAGACAUCACAUUCAUCUCUAGUGAGGUCCCAGACUGUUGAAGGAACAAUUAUAAGUUCCCAAGCCUUGGGCUCACCAUCGUCCCAAUGUCUGGUUCAGGUGAACAUGCCACUGCCACAGAUUCCACAAGAUCAAGAUGCUGCCGAAUCAUGGGAGAAGUUGGAAGAAGAUUUAAAUGAUCUUAGCAACUUGGUAAAUGAAUUUUCUCAGUUACUUCAUACCCAACAGGAGAAGAUUGACAGCAUUGAAGACCAUGUCAGUACUGCUGCUGAGAAUGUUGAAGAGGGAACCAAGAAUCUGGCCAAGGCCGCUAAAUAUAAACUUGCAAUGUUGCCGGUGGCAGGUGCUCUCAUUGGUGGUGCGAUGGGAGGGCCUAUUGGCCUGUUGGCAGGCUUCAAAAUUGUGGGGGUCGCAGCUGCAGUCAGUGGAGGGAUACUGGGCUUCACAGGUGGGAGGCUGUUACUGAAGAAACAGCAGCAGACGUUGGACCAGGAACUCGCACUUUCUUCCAGCUGCCCAGAGCUGAAGACUCAAGCUGGAAAAAAAUCUAGUUAAAUUGCGCAAACUUAGCUCUUUUAAGCUAAACCUUGGAAAAAGGCUUAAAAGAGAAACAAUUUUAUAUACAAUUUGUAAACUGUAGGAUUUGUCUCCACCAAAAUCUAAUGAUUAUUCAUUUUUAAUGACAGAAGAUCAGCUGUAUAUACUGAUAACAAAUGUACAAUCAUUAAAUGUUAAUAUUUGUAUAUUUUAAGUGCUUUAUUAAAAUAUUUAUCAUUUAAAAA
Messenger RNA from Stegostoma tigrinum, 1309 nucleotides. It is a transcript of the gene stx17, whose product is annotated as syntaxin 17. Gene Ontology annotation, cellular component: plasma membrane; autophagosome membrane; SNARE complex. The transcript has 8 exons. Lineage: Eukaryota; Metazoa; Chordata; Chondrichthyes; Orectolobiformes; Stegostomatidae. The record is from RefSeq and is a predicted model, not a curated record. Gene Ontology annotation, molecular function: SNAP receptor activity; SNARE binding. Gene Ontology annotation, biological process: vesicle fusion; exocytosis; intracellular protein transport. The coding region runs from base 153 to 1082 and encodes 309 amino acids.